AUGAAUACUGAAGUAUCAUAUCCAAUAAAGUCUGAAUUUACAUCAGGCGAUGAUUUUCCAACAAUAAUUGCAAAUGAUUCAUUAAAUCUUAUUGAUUCUCAACAAGUUCGACGAAAAACGAGCCGUAUCCAUAAUCAAAGAAGAAAUACUGGAAGAAUUAUAUGGAAUGAUGAAACAAAACAAGUUGAAAUUCGAGAUGAUUCUUCAAUUCGAAAAACAUCUAAUGAAGGAUCAAAUGAUAAAAAUAUUCAACAAGCAUUAAUGAAAAAUUCUCGUAGUAUUAUAUCUCGAUUUGAAAAUAAAACAAAAGAACCAAUAUGUUCACCAUCAAAAAUAAAUCAUUCACAAAAUCAAGAAUCAUCAAAGAAAACAUUAACAAUAACAAACUCUUUAUCAGCUAAUGGAAUUAAUUUAAAAAAAGAUAAUAAUGAUUUAACUAUGAACAAAUUAUAUGAAGAUACAAAAAAAAUCAUUGAUCAAUUAAAUGAAAAAGCUGAUCGAUUAGAAAAAGAUAUUAAUGAACGAGAUCAAAUCAUUGAAAAUCUCAAAACAUCUCAAUAUUUUGAAUCAUCAUAUGACAAACGAGAAAAACGAUUUUAUGAAAGAAAAAUAUCUGAAUUGGAAGAAGAAUUAAAAAAAAUCGAUUUAAUAAAAGCAGAUAAUAUACGUCUAAAAGAAGAAAAUGCGGCAUUGAUUCGUGUUAUUAGUAAACUUUCGAAAUGA
Molecule: messenger RNA, 723 nt
Organism: Rotaria sp. Silwood2
Lineage: Eukaryota; Metazoa; Rotifera; Eurotatoria; Philodinida; Philodinidae
Source: the annotation of a GenBank genome assembly